AUGGCGCCCGGUGGGCAUCACGACGAUGACGCCCCCACCCCAGCAUCGGCAUCCAGUGCUCCGCCAGCCAAGGUUCCCUCGGAAAAGGAGCUCGCCCGCAAGAUCCGGAAGCGCGAGCUCGACCGCCGCGCCCAGAGACAGGCCCGCGAACGCACGCGCAACCGCAUCGCCGAGCUCGAGGCUCUCGUCAAGGAGCUCAGGAAGGAUGACUCGACAAGGCUGUCGGCGUGCAUGGAGCAGCUGGCCGCCGUCACCUGCGAGCGAGACCGCCUGCUCAACGCCUUCAAGUCCAUCGAUCAGACGAUCCGUAACCAUGUGCCGAGCCGUCUGUCGCCACAGGGAACAGGAACCCGAACAACAGCGGCGAAGCUACCAUCCCCCGCGCCACCCCCAAGAUCCCUGCCGGACCCUCGGGAUGUGAUUCGGGAUCCGAUGCUGACGGGGCUCCCGGCGCACUCGUACGCGGCGCCCAUUGGCCUGCUGCCCCAGACCCCCUCCUCCUCCUCCCUUUUCGACGCCUACGCGUACCACGGCAGCGGCCAGGGGCUCGUCGGCAGUGUGCCGAACGGACUUUCGGCGACCAGACUGCACGCGUCGAGCGUCGACGCGCCCAGCUCUACGUCGGACAGCCAAGACUUUGUCGAGGAGCUCGACGACAACGACGACAAUGACGACGGCGACGACGGCGACGGGGAUGAAGCCCACGACGAUCCCAGGGUCAUCGUGCCGCCACCCGCGACGCCCUGUGACUGCGGAACGGUUCGGACGCCGACCGGCUCGUCUCCGCCCAAGGUCAACGUCUGGCGGGCCGUCAACCAGGUCUUGGCCAAGCGGUGCCGCAUAUCGAGGAGGGCGCACGCGGCCGAGGACGCCGACGACGAGGACAUCCCCGUGCGGGCGAUUCUCGAGGGGUGGGAGGCGGCGGCCGAGUCGAGGCCGCUGUCCAGGCUGUGGAAGAAGCUGCGCAGGGUCGACGAGCUGUGUUUCCAGGUCUGCCCCCCGACGGAGCGGCUGGCCAUCCUCCGGAUGAUGCACCUUCUGCUGCAGUACCACUCCGAUCCCACGCCGGACCGCCACGCCAAGUUGCCGACGUGGUUUCUGAAAAGGCCAUCGCAAGCAAUACCUCACUCCUACGCAAUCGACUUCUUCGUUUGGCCCGGCGUCCGGGAGCGUUUUGUCUUUGGUCAGCACCACUACUGCAACAACCAGUUCUGGGACCUCUUCAGCCCGAACCUGCACCUCCUCUGGCCAUUUGAGUUCCGCGACGCCUACAAGAAGAGCGUGGUCACGGGCCAGUACCAGAUAUCGCCCAUGUUCGAGCAGCGGAUCGCGGACAUCAACGCGUGGACCAUGGGCGGCGACUUCUUCGCCCGCUUCCCCGAGCUCGUCGCCGAUAUUCCCUCCUUCCAGUCCGUCCUCCGGUCCCUGUCGUCACCGCCGCCGCCGCCGCCGCCCCUCGCCUCGCCGAUGCCGCAGCAGGCCUCCCUGUCCCGGCUGAAAGAACGUGGCGAGCGGCUGUUGCUCCUCGAGCAGCAGGCCGCCGCCGAGGAGGACCAGUCGACGCAGGAAGGCAUGGAUUGCACGCACGCCAUGCAAGCGUUUCCCCCGGGCCUCUAUAGUAUGGCGCCCCCGGGGUUCAUGGACGAUUUUAUCCCUCAAAGUUUCGAUGCGAACGGGGUCGGUUCGUACGAGCCGAUGUCCGGGUACUUCUGA
Messenger RNA from Colletotrichum higginsianum IMI 349063, 1713 nucleotides. Its product is annotated as BZIP transcription. The coding region runs from base 1 to 1713 and encodes 570 amino acids. The record is from RefSeq and is a predicted model, not a curated record. NCBI's taxonomy places the organism in Eukaryota, Fungi, Ascomycota, Sordariomycetes, Glomerellales, Glomerellaceae. The transcript is spliced from 3 exons.